GGAUGAAAUUUUGAAGACGUUCCACUUAUUUCGUCAUCUUUUAGAUCUACCGUAUUCUGAUUCUGAGUUAUAUGGUUCAAUGUGGAAGCCUCUUGUUCGAUACAAGAUUUAGUUCGUGGCCCUCCCAUUGCAUUAAGUCAAAUUCCCUUGGAGUUAGCAAGUUUCAAAACAAAGAUGAUGAACGCUAUAAGGAAUCUUCUCGGUGCUCCACUUGCUCCAGUAGAUAUGGCCCCUACAACCAUUUUACACAACCACACAUCUUGUAGUAUGGAAUCUGUUGAGCGCAUUAUUGUUGAUUCAAUGAGUGUUUCCGAAGUUGAUGAUAAUGAUGUUUCUGUUGAAGCUGUUGUUCAUGCCUUUCCGUCCGAUCUCGUAGCUGUUGAUACCCCCGUAGCUGCAUUAGGUAAUGGAGAAGCUGUAAAGGCUCAAACAUUGAGCAAUGUCAUCAUUGCAUAUAGCUCUAUGCCUCUGUCCAAAACAGCCCAUGUAGUUGAUGCAAAUUUUGUGCAAGCGGACAACUCACAGUCAUUGGAUAUCAUCGAGAAUUCUAGCCAUGCUAAUAUAAUUGAGUUUGGGUACCGGAUCCUGCCGCGUGUAGUUAUGAUCAUGUCAUCAAGUGACCAAAAUCUUUGGGUCAACAUUUUCUCUGCAGUCCAGAAGCAUGAGUGGGAGCCUCCACCUUGAGGACAAGGUGGUUUUGUAAGGGGGU
Molecule: messenger RNA, 709 nt
Organism: Cuscuta campestris
Lineage: Eukaryota; Viridiplantae; Streptophyta; Magnoliopsida; Solanales; Convolvulaceae
Source: the annotation of a GenBank genome assembly